Anoplophora glabripennis (Asian longhorned beetle) is the source of this 6979-nucleotide messenger RNA. It is a transcript of the gene hob, whose product is annotated as protein KIAA0100. The record is from RefSeq and is a predicted model, not a curated record. NCBI's taxonomy places the organism in Eukaryota, Metazoa, Arthropoda, Insecta, Coleoptera, Cerambycidae. The transcript is spliced from 33 exons. Bases 95 to 6730 code for a protein of 2211 amino acids.
ACACUGAUUUAUUUAUUUUGAAAAUAAGUGUCAUCUGAACUGUCAAGUGUUCUCCAGAAAUUAUGGUGAAAUUAUUAUGAGAAAAUAAAACGAUAUGGGAUGGUUUUUGGUUUUAUUUAUAAUUAUUUGUACGUUAUUUUUUAUUGUGUCAUGGAUACUUCCAAGGAUCAUUUCCUGGCAUUUCGAAAGAAAAUAUAAGGUCUCCCUAAGAAUUGGCAGGAUAGGACUACCAUACCUAAAACUCUGUGAUAUCCAGUUAUCAAAAAAUGGAUUUAACAUUCAAAUAGAUGAAGUAGGGGUCAAAAGUAGCUUUUUGAAUUCGGAGUUAACCAAAUUAGUUACGUUAGUAGUUAAAGAUGUCAGGAUCAACAAAGAUUUAAGUGCAAAAAAUGGAGACGAAUUUGUGAAAAAGCCUGGUGAGCCAAAGGGUCUGAUCGAUUUCAGAGAUAAGAAAGUACCACAUUUUAUUACUGGUUUCGCACAAUUUAUGGCAGUACACGUUUACAACAUAUCAGCUAUGUUGUUGAGAUCUGAAACACCCGGUUGCCUAAUUCAUGCUAGAGCCUCACAACUUCACCUAGAUGGCAGUAUCUUAAAAAAUGCUAAGUCGUUAUUGGUUACUUUAAAUCUUAUGGAUGCGGAGACCAAAGUUUUGAAACACGCUGAGAAACAGGAAAAGGAGACUAGACUCGCAGAAUUUUGCUUCGGCAUAUCAAUGGAAACUAUUUUGGUGGCACAAGGGCCCUUGUCUGUUGAGAAACUUGACGUAAAGAUGUCCCACACAAAUUCAGUUAUCAAGGGAGAAUUUUAUAGCUUGGCCCAAGGCACUAAGAACAAGGAAUUAUCGAAUGAAGCUAAAAUAUACUCGUAUUACAGCGAUGACGACAUUUUCCAAAGAAUACUCCCUAUUAUUCCGAAGAAUUGUUCUCUGCAGAUUGACGAUACUACUCUCAAGGGUGUGAAGGAGAAUCGACAAAUAGAGUACAACUCGUCUUUAAAAUCUCUAGCUCUAAAUUACAGAUCUGUGCAACCAGAGGAUAAAAAUGGUUUGAGCGGCAAUUCUGUCCUUUUCAAUUUUUAUUUGUCGGAUCUGCUGUUGGAGAAUAGCAGGGAGAAGCUGGUAGAGCUGAAACACAUCAAUGUGGAUGCUAAGUUGAAAAACUAUAUAGUGAACAUAUACCUCCAGCAGAACUCAUUGCUUAUCAUGUACGACCACAACACGAUCCACAAGUGGGUUUGGACGAACUUCCCCCAUAAUAAACAAAAAGUUGCGCCUUUAAAAUUGGCAAAUGUGUCUAAAGACAGUUUUACAUCGAGUGGAUAUUUAGCGAGUAGGGAAAAGGGUUCUACGUUUGAAAAAAUCCUCGAGAAGUUGUCCAUAAAUUUUUGUGCCGAACUGUGUCAUGUCUUGGCCAUUGUUAAGUUAAAGGAACAUAAUUCUUCUGUAGGUUUCAAUAGGAUCAGGUUGAUGCUGGAUCAGUCGCAGGAUAAACGGGGUUCGACUUAUAAAUCUUAUUUAGCGAACCUGCUCCUCAGAGAUCGUCACUGGACCAUGGACUUUCUAGUGGAGUCCCUCUGGUGGUCCUUCAAGGAAUGGAGUCAGGACACCAACGUGUCCAAAGUCAUGCACAUCUGGGGAACCCCCUUAUAUUUAGGUAUGGGUUUGGUGAAAUUUUGCACCGCCCAAAAUGGGGAGAUCAAGCUAGGGUCACUUCUUGAUACCGUCCAGUUGGAAUGGUCAUUGGAGUUAGCCGAUUAUGUGUUACUGGCUUUGAAGUGUUUCAAGCAAUACGGCACAGUCAGUGUAAAAACUCCAAGUGUUGCAAAGAAACAGUCCGAUUAUCCAAAACUAACUUUUAAUCUGGUCGUAACACAUUUUAAUUUUUUCUUGCAGUCUCAAAACAGUGAAUAUUUCGUGUCUCGUUUAAAUACAAUAAACUUGGAUAAAAGUCCCGCUGCGACUAAUGUUAAAUUUGAGGAAUUUAAAAUGUUCAGUCUGAAUAACACCGGUGAUUAUUACACCUGUAUUCGAACGGAAGAUAUUUCCAAUUAUAAGGUCUUCGUGAAAACUGUUCAUUUGGAGAUAAUUAACAAAAACGAGAGUCAAAUCAGAGAAACGACUGUAACUUUACUCGAUAUAGUCACGAUUUUUUGGUCGACAAACUUCCACAUGAAGUUUUUGCUUCUAUUUAGAGACAUGAAAGAGUUUUUAACAGGCGUCAAGGAUGAACUGGGGAUCAUAGACGUCGAGAAGGUGAAAACUAGAUACGUUACCAACUUGAAUGUUUUGGGUAAAUUUGAAUUUCAUAUCGAGAUUAGUCCCGAGCAUAGCGCCAAAAUAGCAUUGGAUGAACUGACCUUCACCAAAAAGUUGCAAGAUCUCGCCCAAGCUCCGGACAUAUUCCUUAACACUUCUCUAACAAUCGUGUUAGACAACGCGGAGGUCUUUACAUUCCAAGGCAUCGAUUUUCACAGGAUCCUGAACCACCCUGUCGUACUAGCGGAAAGAACGGACGUGGGGACGUUUUCAAUACCUUUCAAUAAGACUUGGGGAAUUUCGAUCGACUUGUUCAAGGCCGUGUUUCCGCACGAACAUAACUUUGCCGAGGCCGUGCAGAAUCAGUUCGUUUCGAUUUUCAAGUGGUUGAAGAUCGUUCACAAUUUGAAGAAGGAUAAGUCGCAGGGGAGCCCGCUACCCAGUGACUUGCUGAUAAAUAUAAAAGAGUUUCUAUUUGAAUUGAGCGAUGAUCCCUUCGAGGUUAAGUUAAGGGACAACUUUGAACUUCUGGAGGAUGAGUACAAUGAGAGUUUGAAAAGGCAGAAAAUGCUUCGAGAUAAGAUUGCAGAUUUACUUAAAACGCACCUUCAUAUGCCAGCCGGAAAAGUCGAGGAGCUCUACGCAACGUUGAAAAAGAAAAACGCUGAGAUUUACAUUCAAAGAUCUAAACUCAUGUACAAAGCAGCCCCACCAAGAACGCGCUUAUUUGCUUGGAACAUGACAAACGUCGAGAUAUUGAUUUUGGCCGACACGACUAUCCAUGGAGCGGAAAAAGUCAUCAAAAUCAUGCGAGAAAUCGACGCCGACAGUCCUUGGCCGGAAGAGGUCAUGGAGUUCUCCACGCUUUGGUGUCGGGUGGUGUCGUUGAGAUGUGCGGAAUGGAAGUUCCAACUUAGGGACUUCCCGCAGCCUCUGAUGUACGUCAGGCAGUGUUAUAUCUGCGGACAGCUGGUGGGGGCCGAGCAGGUGGCUCCGAAAAGGGCGACCAGAACGGUGGAAGUUCAUUUAGGCGAACCUUUUGAGCCCUUUGCUAUAGAACGGGGUAUGCUGCCGUUGAAAUUUUACCAUGACUUCAACUGCGAGAUAGAAUCCUUUAGCUACGCAUUUGGUCCCUGUUGGGAACCCGUCAUUGCACAGUGCAAUUUAAGUUUUAACCAAAUAUCUGCUCCUUCUCGUGACCCGUCACCACCUUUAUCAUUCUGGGACAAAAUGAGACUGCUACUCCAUGGUAGGCUCACUAUGGUCGUUCAGCAACUGACGGUACUAUUACACGCAUCGCUAGAUCCUUAUAACACUACGGAAGAAAUGGCUUUAACCUGGGAAAGGGUUAUAAUGGACUGGACCAAUGCGAAAUUUGUGUACAAGGGAGACUUAAACAUUUUCGUGAGGACUGCUUCGAAAUAUGACGAUGUUCAACUGUUGAAACUACCAAACUUAAAAUUGAUCCUCGGUAUUCAGUGGGUUUGUUUGGGCGAUCCUAACGAUCACCACAACGUUAUUCAGUGUGCUCCCGAUAAGGUACCAGAGUACUCGAGUAAUCAGGUUCACGAUUCGUUCAGGGCAUUUCGUUCCCAAAACGUCAACUUAAGCAUAGUUCUGGAGACAAGGCCUGUACAGAACGAGCCGAACAGUUGCCCCAUACUGCUGCUUUACGGAAGCACGCUUAGGUGGAUAGAGAGUUUGAAACUUAUUUUGUCCGGCGUGACUCGGCCUACGAAACGUGGGAAGAUAUUCAACAAUUUAAGGCCUAGGAAAAUUCAACUGAGCAGGCACUACAAAAAGUUACACUUGUUAAUGGGCUUACAUAAAUUUCAAGUUUGCUACUGGAUGUCUUUUGCCAUGCAAAAGGGGUGUGAACUAUUUGGGGGCAGACUGUCAUCCAGUUCAGAGCACACCCUGUCACUCGUCACCGUCGAAGACGGCCUAAAACACCGACCCAAAGCCGAAUGGUCAGUGGUAUAUAUGAAUUCGGAAUUGAACGAUUUCGAAAUAUGGCUGAAGAGUGCCCUUCAAGACGAGUCUGAAAUCGAGGUGCCUUCCCCUAGACAACCCGUGGAAAAAUCAUUUUGCUUAUCGGUAGCGAAGGUGUCUUACGGCAGGGAAACGGUGGUACACAACCAGAACAUGAGCGAAAGGAACAAGGAGGUUCCCACCCACAGGCUGGUGGUGUACGAUUUAAGAGGGGCUUGGACUAAGAGCAACAGAAAUGUCGCUUUCGCUCUUUUCGAUACUUUCAUGAAGAUUACGAGGAUGAAGAAGAAUCUGUCUACCGAGGCCCUGAAAGGUUUUAGAAAAGAUAACAGUUCCACGCCUCUGAAGAGGAGGAACGCCGAUCCAUCUAGCACACCACCCAACGCGUCGGUACAGGCAAUUCAGAGCUCUUCGACCGUUCAGGACACCCCAUCCCCGAUAAGUAAACUCCAAUCGGGACACGCCGCGAAUAUGCUGCAACAGCUGAUAGCGGAGGCGGACAACAAUUCCGUCGUUUACAGCGAUGACUUGUCGGCUGUAUGUAGGCAGCAACACUUGCAAGGCCUACAGGCCUGUCAGGAAGAUGACGUUCAGCACAAAAAUUGGCAAAUCGCUCUUGUAAACGCUCAGGUAUUACUAAAAGGCUGUGAGACUAAAGGUUAUGUGAUAUUGAGUGCCGCCAAGGCCGAGAUAGUGCAACGAAUACAUAGGCCCACUUGGAAGGAUAGGACGCUCGUUUCGAAAACUACAUGGGUGGGAAGUCUGGAGUGUAUGCAGUAUUAUGCUACGGUGAACGCGGGAGAAAACGACACUGCAAAUGAGAAUAUUAUGUGGUUGACAGUUGAUAACAUCCAAGAAAAGGAAUCUGCUGAAAUAUCGGAGCCGUCCGAGGUUCCGAAUAUGGUGGGGAGUGGCGUGUCUGUAGGCGCAGUGGUCAGUGACACUGUUGGUCCUAGUAGUUCACGACAACUGCAAAGGAUAGUGUCGAGAUGUAGGUGCGAAUUUUUCUAUGCCGAUUACGGCGAUAUCAGCGUGGAUCCCGAGGGUGUUGCCGAAAUACCCCCUCCGCCACAGGAAGAGGUCGGUCCGUGGGACAACCGACAGUCCGCUGUGGACGCUUUUACGCUUAUGCAUCACGAUUUAGAUGUUUGCACAAACUCUUUACAGUACGCUAUGCUAUUGGACAUCGUGAAUAACCUCCUGCUGUACGUGGAGCCCCACAGAAAGGAAGCGCUUGAGAAACUCGCACGCAUGAGGUUUAAACUUCAACUGCACAGCGUGGAAGACCAAAGAAAACCUAUUCAAAACCAGCAAACGCUAGUCAGAAGCACACAAAGUAAGCUGAGGAGGCUCGAGAAAGAGACUUAUCUAGUUAAUAAGGCUCUGGAAGAAAAUCCUGAUGAUCUUGAAUUAAGACAGGAUUCUGACCGACUCGAAAGACUGAUGUAUGAUUGUAAGAAUCAGUUGAACGCCCAAAGUGAGGAAUUGGACAUGAUGCUGUCCUGUUACAAAGAGACUCAACUGUUAGCAAAUGCUCGUUUGGCGACUACGCGGAGCGAUAAGCCUCUGACUAUAGUCAGGGCUAACGAAAUUUGUUUCAAGCACGCACAGUGGAGGCUUACCGAAGCCGACGGUCAGAUCGGUAUCGCCGACUUAGUAUUAAGCAACUUUUUGUAUACCAAAAAUUCCAAGAGCGAUGAUUCGAUGGAACAUUUGUUAGAAUUAGGUUACCUGCGGAUGAUGAAUCUGUUGUCUAAUGAAAUUUAUAAAGAGGUGCUGUGCCCCACUGAAAUCCAGUUUGAUAUGCCGAUAGAACAUAAGAAAGUGUUGAGGAUAUUCUGUAGAGAAAAACCCCCGGUAGGUGGCAUUUCAGUCAAGGAACACUUUGAAAUCAAUCUAGUCCCUAUAACCAUAGGAUUGACAAAGAAAUUUUACAGUACGAUGAUGAAGUUCUGUUUUCCGGAACGGGAAGCGGAAAACAGCGAUUACAGCGACAGGGCUAGCGAGGACGGAGAACCGGAACAAAAAGGAAAGCGAAUCAGGUCGAGAAGGAACCGCGAUUCGAACUUUUAUGUCCACAUUGACGAUGUGGAAAAAAUGAAGGAAAGAGCGGAAAAGAACAAACUUUUCGUGUAUAUCAAAAUACCCGAGGUUCCGGUGAAAGUGAGCUACAAAGGUACCAAAGAAAAGAAUUUGGAGGACUUACGUGACUACUCGUUGAUAAUUCCGACGUUGGAGUACCAUAAUAUGACUUGGACGUGGCUCGACUUUCUUAUGGCUAUAAGGAACGACAGUAAAAGAGUUAUUUUGUCACAGGCCAUUAAGCAAAAACUGCAGAUAAAGAGAAACACGGGUUCCUCGGACGAAAAUUCGGCUCCCCAGGAGGAGGACAAAGCUAGAAUGCUGUUUGGCACAAGACACGCUCCCGAAAACAAGAGCAUGAAGAAGGGCGUGAGCGGAGUGUUCAGAUUCGGCAAAUGACGAAAGACUAACAAAUUUUAACCGUUCCCUUUUUAUACUAACAUAGCAGUCUGCUUUUUGCCUUUAAUAAAAUUAUAAAGCCGCUUUUCGAACAAGUAUUAAAUGUUAUGUCUGUCAAUUAAUUGUGAUUUUAAGGUUAAAUAGGUAUGUAUGUAGCGAUACAUGUAGGUUUAAGUAUUUAUUUAAACUACACACUUAUUUUGGUACGUAAGCUUUUUAUGUAAAUAUACAAAUAUAUUUAUUGUGGUA